AACCCCAUUUCUUCCCCGAGAGACGAGGCCGAGCGCGGCGGUCGCUGUCACCCGUGUCACGGAGUCCGCGGCUCUGCGUGAGGCGCCGGGCGAGAGGCUCCUGCCGAGGGCGGGCGAGCGGUGGCCGGGGCCUUAUCGCCUCCGCUUUGGGCUCGGGCUGCUGGCUGCCGUGCGUGCGUGCGUGGGAAGUGCCUCUCUGCGGAGGGACGGCUGAGGUAGAAGAUGGCUGAACACUUGAAAAAGCCCUUCAAAGACAGCCUGAGUGAUAUAAAAGAACGAAUGAAAGAGAAGAGAAAUCAGAAAUGGUCGAGGCUGGGUAAAAUUAGCCAGAUCUCCACUGUAAAAUGCAAAAGAGCAACCAGCAGCUCCAUGCAAAUGAAGAGCAUCCAAGCCAACAACAGAGCUCUAGCUCAGGCUUUGCAAGAAGAAAAGCUCAAACUGAAAGAUGCCCAGGAUACAAUUCUCCAUUUAAGGAAAGAUUAUCAAGAUUUGAGGCUUCAGAUGUUUGACUUGCAAAGAAUUCUUAGUUUCAAGGAAUCACAAGGACUUAUUGAGAGUCAACUCUCAGCUUUGAAUGAUAUAAUUUCAAAAGUUUCUCAGAAUUUACUGAACUCACUCGACCUUCUUGGCCCAGCAAAGAGUUUGUGUUCCACGGGUGUAAAUCAGCAAGUGCUUUCUUCAGUUCCUGAAAAUAGUUCCAGCGUCACAGGACGAAUACGUUCAGUAGGACCUCUACAGUGUGCUGAUGGAGAUGAUCAAGUACUUCCCAGUGGGAUGGAGGCUGAUAGUGAUAGAAAUGAACUGGCUCAUUCUGUGUCAGAGAUCUGUGAGGAAUCUGACAGUGCCAUUUCCUUAAUGAAAAUAGUUCCAGACAAAGGGCAAACGUCAGAUUUUCCUCUGAGCAACAUAAGGUCAGAGCUGCAGUACGUUUCUCUAAGUGGUGAGGAUGGAUUUGGUAACGUGGUACCAAAAAGUGUGUCCACCAGGCGGCGUGAGUCAAAGAGGAGGAAUCACCACAUACUUGGCACAGGUGUCUUUGACUCUUUAGAAGAACCUUAUUCAACAAAAGACCUUUCUAAAAAGGAUGAAAUUAGACUUGAGGAAAGUCUAGAGAAGUGUACUGUAGAAAACAUAAAUUCAGAUAUUUCUCUGAAUGAAAGCAAGGUACACUUAAAGGUGGUGUUGACACCGAUCGAUUCUGAAACUGCACAGUUCAGCUUGGAGAAUAAUUCUGUUCCUGAACAAUAUGAGUGUAAAAGCAGAGAACACUCCCAAGCAAGGAAAGAGAAGGAUCAGAAGAGAAAACCAGAACGGCCUAAAAAUACUUCCAAACAAAGACAAAAAAAAGGACAGGGUAAAGAGCCUUCCAAAGAAAAGCUGGAUUUCUUGGGUGGCUCCAGUGAUGCUUAUGACUUUAAUUUUGAAGAGUCUGUCCAUCUUACACCUUUUCGACAAAAGAAGGUGAAUGACACAGAUACUGAUGUGAGUGACAAGGAAGACUUAACAGAAACUAAUACUACUGAGUCAAGCAAUACUGAAGACGAUUCAGAUGAUAGCCUCUAUGAACCUUAUAAAUCAAAAAAAAGGAGAAGUUCAGUGGACAACAAAGAUACAUCACCAGUCUAUGUAAGGCCAAGGUCUAAAAGAUGUAUGGCACGGCUUGAGCUGAAACUCCAUAAUGAAAAUGAGAUUGCAAGCAAUGAAUCAAGUGACAAGUCCAUCAGGCAGCCUUCCGAGCCAUCUCGUGGUCAUCUUUGCGAUGUCACCAAUACAGCUCCACUGCUCCCCAGCACUGGGAAUGCCCCCAUUGCCUCAGAAGGUGAAGGGCCAGGAUCUCCCAAACGCAAGCGAAGAUGUACUCUAAGUGUGUGCUAUAAAGAACCAAGUAUUACAUCGAAACUCAGGAGAGGAGAUCCAUUUACAGAUACAAAUUUUCUGAAUUCUCCAAUUUUCAAGCAGAAAAAAGAUGCUACCCGGCAUUCUGUUAAGAAAGAAUCUCUGUCAAAAUACAAUGAGAAAUUUGUUGGUUGUCGUUAAGAUUUCCAAGUCAUGAUGGAAAAAGUGCUCAUUCCAUGACAAAAUGAAAUCCACGCCAAAAUACUGUUACACAGU
Messenger RNA from Calypte anna (Anna's hummingbird), 2112 nucleotides. It is a transcript of the gene SGO1, whose product is annotated as shugoshin 1. The record is from RefSeq and is a predicted model, not a curated record. The coding region runs from base 223 to 2037 and encodes 604 amino acids. The transcript is spliced from 9 exons. Lineage: Eukaryota; Metazoa; Chordata; Aves; Apodiformes; Trochilidae. Gene Ontology annotation, cellular component: chromosome, centromeric region.